Molecule: messenger RNA, 1166 nt
Organism: Triticum aestivum (bread wheat)
Lineage: Eukaryota; Viridiplantae; Streptophyta; Magnoliopsida; Poales; Poaceae
Exons: 3
Coding region: 202-516 (104 amino acids)
Source: RefSeq, a predicted model, not a curated record
ACACGAGAGUAUGUUUUUUUUAGGGGCUUACACGAGAGCCUUCCUAGUUCGCUUCUGGCCCGGCCCAGCCCGUUCGUCUCCAGUUUCGUCUCGCCUCCGGCGGCCCCGACGGCGAGCCGGAGACGGCACCCAUCUCAAUCUCAACGGCCGCCACCUCGCGAGCCCACCCACCGCGCUUCCUCCCUCUACCUCCGGCGACCAAUGAAGCGGCGGCCUGCGGCGAGUGUCUUUGCAGGAUCAGAGGUUCAGUCUGUACCUAAGAAGGCCAAAAAAAUGAUACACUUUUCUAGAGAUGAACUGACGGGGUCAGCAUUUGUUGCAUUUGGCAUCAUAUUAUUUGUGGGUUUCUUCUAUGCCGCUGUUGUGUCCAAAAUGCUUCCACCUUACGAGAACCGGCUUCUGUCUGCCAUCCAAAAUGAUAGGUAUUACUGCCUACUUGUGCCCUUGACACUUCCUAUGAUAAUUGUGGCUGUCUAUCUGCAUUGGCUAAGCAUGAAGAUGUUCAAGCAUGCCUGAAGAACCAAAAAUUAGUUUUACGGAUGAAGCCUGCAAUCCUUGCUGAAAUGGUAGAUCACGGGAAUCAUGAAGACAAUUUUAACCGAUAAAUAUGAGAAGGCAUGUCUUGGGUCUUCUGCAUUCCACACAUUCUUUUGUAAAUAAUAUGAACUUUGAUUAGUUUUCAAGCAUAAAUUGAUGCCAACUUACCAAAUUGACCUCAGUGUCACUGCUAGGUAUCAAAAUGAUUACAUUUAUGUUUAGAAAACAUAUUUGUGUUUUUGAAAUGCUUACGAUGGAAACUAUGUUUUUACUUGUUAAAUGUUUAUAUGAUGGAAAAUGCAGUCAUAAUUCUUAUAAUUUUUUUCUUUGUUAACAUGAAAAAUACUUGCAGCUUGUUUGAAUAGAUAAUAUGUUGAUAGCUCGAUUUCUGUGUAUCUUGUGCAUAUGCUUAUGCCAUGUGUGGCCUAUUUCUUAGUGACAAUACAAACAUGUUAGCACAGUUUUGUGUAGUCAAACAAAACCACCGUUUCCUGUUAUGUACAAACUCUUCUCUUUUUUGAUUGGUGUGUUUGUUCGUUUUAUCCUCUGCUGAUAAUACUUGGUAGCAUUUACUUGCAUCUUGAAGUGGGAAAGCCAAUGAUACUGCAGUUUUAGUACUUUUUUUAUAU